GUUGAGCUCACCCCCACACUGGCACUCUUCGCCUGCGCUCCCUUCGACGAGCCACCCCUACCAUGGCAAAGAAGAAGAAGCCGACGCUCAAGUCGUCGGUGAACAGGGGAUUUGCCACGACUAGUGUGCCCAGCAAGAAGCCGGUAGAGACGCCAGCAGAGGAAGAAGCCAAGGAUGAGCAGAGCAAUGGCAAAGGACAGGCUGCAACUGCUUCUUCGGCCUCACAAGCAGUCUCUGGAGCUGGAGCUAUACCGCGAAAAGAAGCGGGAGCAGGGAAUGGGGAGGCUGACUUUGAGGUCGACUCGGAGGAAAUGGAGCUGCAGCUGCUGGUAGAGCGGCUGAACGAUCGGGCAGAGCGAGAGGUCACUCGAUUAUGGAAGGCCAUUGACUUCGAUCGUCGCAUGUCAAGCUCACUUCCAAGCUUCGAGGUCGAUGGAAGUACCAAUGAACGGGCACUCGCAUUAGCUGCCAAUGGCAUCUCGCGCCUCGACUUGGCAACCACCAGCACUUCUGCCAGCACUACAGAACCUGCUUCUGGUGCUGCCACACCGUCUGAAGCGGGAGGGCAACGCAGUGUACUGCCCACUUCCGCCCUGACGCCGCUCCCGUCCAACCUCCUCGACGAGGACAAGCUCUACAUUCGUGCCCUCACCACGUAUGGCCUUCUACAGAAACUCGGCUUCUCCACAGAAGAAGCAGAGCGGGCUCUGAGAGCCACAACGGGACCGUACGACCUGGAAGAUUGCAUCGCAUAUCUGGUGUCUGUCCUAGACGAGCAAGAGAUGACAGCUGUAGAGAGGCGGCAGAAAGGUCUAGAGACUGAAAAUUCAGGCGCAGAGGGCGAGAGUAGCUCUAGCACGGAUACUUCGAUACCGCCCCAGCACCUCGCCUAUUCCUUCGAGCGGUCAGUGGGUCCAAGAGGCGGCUUCAACUCCCAAGCUAAAGGCAAGACGGGCAAAAAGACUAAUGGCGAGAGCACGCCUGCCGUUGCUGAUGUCACCGACCUCGAAGCUGCCGAGCUCACAAACAAGCUCCGAAGUCUCUCAAUGUCAUGCCUUGCUAUUGUGUCGGAUCUUGAGACUGAGAUUAGCGAGGGCUCUAGUGGGUCAGGUCUGAUGGACACCCUAGAAAGUCCGUCGACAGCUUGGGCAAGAGCCAGACUUGGCAUGAUCAAGCUCGAUCGCCUUAAAGGUCAGCAAACAAAGCUAGUCCGGACAGGGGCAAACGAAAACGUGAUGAAAGAUUCAGAGCGUCAGAGAGACUUCGAUAGGGAAGGUGCUGCAGAGUACCUCCGACAGGAGAGGACAGCUUGGGAAGAGACGCUGGUCGAAGCAGAUGACGGCAAAGGACGGGAAGCGAUUGCUUCGACUACGGCGGCCGAUGGUGAAGAGCCUGACUCCGAGGAGGAUCAUUCGCAAGCUCAGAGCUCAGCGCAAGCGACACCCAGCGGCGCGGCGACACCGAAUGAGCAGGCCACCAUAGAGAACGGCAACAAAGACGAACAUGCUGAUGAAGAGGGUGGGGAUAUGUUCGGUGGCUUGCUCGACGAGACACCACAAGAAGUCGUCGACGCAUCUACCGGCGUGACUAUCAAAGUGCGAGCGCUACCCACCACCAUCAAAGGUGGUCGGACUCCUCGUGCUCUGCUCGCAGAGUCUCUCAGACGACUAGACCCCACAGCUCAUACACGUUUCGAUGCAGUGUUGACCGGGGGCAGAAUCUGUCGAAGUCGUCUCACGCUACGGUGGUCGGGACCGGAAGGCAAGAAGUCUUCCCAGAGCUACCUCGACAUCUUCCAGCUGACAGGUGAAGGGGCAGAGUCAGCAUCUGCUGCCGAAGAUAUGCUUGCUACAGUCGCCCUCAACUGCAUAGAGCGGGAUCGCCCUACAUACCGCAGUCUACCUGGACCAUACCGCGAAUGGUACGAGGAGCUGGAGCGAUACAGGAAGACUGAGAAGAGCGCAAAAGCGGUUGAGACACUCAAGCAGAUCAAGACGAUCGUACAGCCUAGACUGGAUGAGAUAGAGGCUCGAAAGGCACAAGCAAAGGCAGGAAACGCCACAUCUAUCGACGUUGGCAAAGUCAGCGACUCCGAUGGCCAGUCACAUCUCGGCGCCCUCACCCAAGGAGCGGUCAAACCUCUCAACGAACAGCAAGCAGCGAGGCAGAGGGAGCAAAUACAGGAGAAGAUGACGGCUCCUUCGUAUCAGAAGAUGCUUCCGCAAAGACAGUCUCUACCCAUCUACAAGUAUCGCGAUCACAUCUUAGACAUCCUCGACAACAAUCAAGUGUUUGUGCUGAGUGGUGAGACGGGUUGUGGUAAGUCUACGCAAAUUCCGGCGUACAUUCUUGAGCACUGCAUGUCACAAGGAAAGCCCUGUAAGAUCUACUGUACUGAGCCAAGGAGAAUCAGUGCUAUCUCCCUUGCUGAGCGAGUCAGUCAGGAGCUGGGCGAGCCUCGAGGCGCUGUGGGAGGCGAUAGCAGCCUGGUCGGGUAUGCCAUCAGACUUGACAGCCACAUCGGCAGGGAAGCCAAGCUGGUCUACGCUACGUCCGGUAUUCUUCUGCGCAUGCUGGAGGGGACAUCUGUCAACGAAGUGACGCACAUCAUCAUAGACGAGGUUCACGAAAGGAGCAUCGAAAGCGACUUCUUGCUCAUCAUCUUGAAGACCCUCAUUCAAUAUCGCAAGGACCUCAAGGUCAUCCUUAUGUCGGCUACACUGGAUGCUGAGCGUAUCAGUGCUUAUUGCGGUGGCUGCGCGGUUAUACAAGUGCCUGGAAGAACGUUUCCUGUGCAAACGAAUUAUCUGGAGGACGCAGUCGAGUUGACGGGCUACAUCGUGGAGGACGAUUCACAGUACGCUGUCCGCCAGCGAAGGGACAAGUACGGCCGCAAGGCAGAUGUGCCGGGUAACAAGGCCAAAUUGCAGUCGACGGCGGACGAUGAGGUCCCUCCUGAUGACGAUGAUGAUGAAGACGAGCGUCAGGGCACAGCUUCGACAUCUCUCAAGGGACAGCGGUACUCGCCCAAGACCAUCUCGACUAUGGACCGGAUGGAUGAGUACGUCAUCAAUCACGACCUGAUUGUGUCUUUGAUAGAGCGCAUCUGCUUCUCGCCAGACCUAGAGCAGUUUAGCCCUGCCAUCCUGGUGUUCAUGCCAGGGCUGCAAGACAUUCGCAAGUUGCACGACCUCCUCCUCUCCCAUCGUGCAUUCGGGUCACAAUCUUUCAUCGUUUCCCCCCUACAUUCGACACUGAGCAGUGAGGAGCAGAGCUCUGUCUUCAAUAUACCCCCAAAAGGCAUGCGCAAGAUCGUCAUCUCAACCAACAUUGCAGAGACCGGAGUGACUAUACCUGACGUCACAGAGAUGCGCUUCGACGAAAAAAGGCAGACAUCGAAACUGGUUGACUGCUUCGUGGCCAAGAGCAACGCAAAGCAAAGGAGAGGUCGAGCAGGUCGUGUACAGGAGGGCAUCUGCUUCCACUUGUUUACGAAAGAACGUCAUGACAAGCAUCUCGCCGAUCAUCCUUUGCCAGAGAUGCUCCGGCUGUCCCUACAAGACCUUGCCCUGAAGCUCAAGAUCAUGAAAAUUCGCAUUGGCAACAGCGUCGGCGAGGCGCUGGCACAAGCUCUAGACCCACCUUCCCCUGUCAAUGUGCAGAGAGCCGUCUCGGCAUUGAUCGAGGUGAAGGCUCUUACGACAACGGAAGAGAUCACGCCGCUUGGUCGUCAUCUGGCUAGGAUCCCACUGGACGUUCACAUGGGCAAAUUCCUCCUCAUCGCCACGCUCUUCAAGUGCCUUGACGCUGCCUUGACGACUGCUGCUGCCUUGAAUUCGAAGUCACCUUUUGUAACUCCCUUCGGUCGAGAAGCCGAGGCAGACGCUGCCAAGGCCUCUUUCCGAGUCGGCAACUCUGACUUUUUGACUAUCGCCAAUGCAUUCAACAGUUGGCGACGGGCCAUCGGACAGAAGCAUCACUUUGUCUUCUGUCGCAAGAGCUUCCUCAGUCAUCAGACGCUCCAGCAGAUUGAGGAGCUGCGACAACAGUACAUGGCCUUUCUUCUCGACACUGGCUUUGCGCAAGUGGAUGAAGCUACCAAGCAAAAGAUCGUCGGAACCCGUUAUCGGUCUGGCGGUGGCUCUCAAGUGCGGCUGAUGGAGACGCCUGCCUCCCUCGACUCAAACGGACACAGCAUUGCAGUCUUGCACGCAGCCCUCGCCGUAGGUCUCUACCCCAAGCUGCUCGCCAUCGAUCCCAGAAGCUACCAGAUCAGAACCAUCGGCAACAAUCAGCCCGCGGCCAUCCAUCCUUCCUCUAUCAAUUUCCGCCUACGAUUGGGUGACCUACCCAAGGGCGUCUCGAAUCUCGUCUACUUCACCAUCAUGCAAUCCAGGCGACUCUACGCGAGAGAGACUGCCCCGGUCCUGGAUGCCGCUCUUCUCCUUUUGUGUGGAGAUGUGGACUACAAAUUCUCUUGCAACUCCAUCUACAUCGAUCGUAACAAGCUGCGAUUCCGUCUACCCUCUCUCGCCUCGCUCCUAUCAUUGAAGUUGCUACGGGAGCAGCUCUCCCGCCUCAUCACGGCUUCUUUCCGCUCGCCAGGAAAGCCAGCCUUGGGAGCAUUUGCCAACGAGGCAGAUCGUUUCAAGAAUGUGUGA
This is a messenger RNA of Microstroma glucosiphilum, 4661 nucleotides long. Its product is annotated as P-loop containing nucleoside triphosphate hydrolase protein. The transcript has 5 exons. The coding region runs from base 63 to 4661 and encodes 1532 amino acids. NCBI's taxonomy places the organism in Eukaryota, Fungi, Basidiomycota, Exobasidiomycetes, Microstromatales, Microstromataceae. The record is from RefSeq and is a predicted model, not a curated record. Gene Ontology annotation, cellular component: intracellular anatomical structure. Gene Ontology annotation, molecular function: RNA binding; ATP binding.